GGCAACGCCUGGAACAAGCAUGUAAAUUGACACUGUCCACUGACAGUAGGCUAAUGUAGAUGAUCAUGUUUCAUUCAAAACAGGUGAAAAUUAAAACACGAACUUCACUUUAUCCGUUUGUUUUAUGUUCAAUCAGAAUCCACAACGUUGUCCCACGCGUCUGAAGUCCGACUUCACCGCUAUAGCCUACCUUGCUGAAAAGUUGUUCUUCAUUCUCACUUAAACAGGCUACGAAUAUGGCAGCAUGGAUUAUAAAAGUUGCCUUGAUGGCAAUGAGUAUCUUAAUCGAAACGACUGAAGGGAAAAAAGACAAGGUGCUGUAUUGUUCAGCAUGCAGGGCUAUUGUUGAUGAGCUCAAUUAUUCAAUCAGUCAGAUUGAUCCAAAGAAGACCAUCCAUGUGGGAGCGUUCAAACUCAACCCUGAUGGGAGCCUGACUGAUAGAAAGGUCCCUCUUGCUAGAUCUGAGACCAACUUGAGUGAGCUUCUGGAUGGAGUUUGUGGUAGCAUGAGUGACUAUGCUCUUCAUGUGGACCCAGACACCAAGAAAAAGCAAUACAAAAGAUUUGCUCCAAGAAGUUCUGAUGCCGGGGAUUUUCCUGAUUUUAAUAAUUUCAAGUUUGAUGGCCCAGAGGGAUCCAAUGCCCUAAAAUUUGCGUGUGAAAGCAUUGUGGAGGAAUUUGAAGAUGAUAUCAUCUCUCUUUUUGCCAAAGAGACAGACCAUGUGGUUGACAAGUUAUGCAAUGAAGUAUCAGAUCACUGUAAAGGCACCAAAUUCCAGAGUGACGAACUAUAGUUUUACAUGCGUCUCUGCUGCGGGUGAUCGGACCAGUUUAGAGAUAUAUUUCAAAUGAAGAUAUAAUGCUUAAAGGAUAUUGUAUCAAUGAAGUUGCAUUCUUUUAAAUAAAGUUUUCUAUUUUGAAUUGA
Messenger RNA from Coregonus clupeaformis (lake whitefish), 925 nucleotides. Its product is annotated as protein canopy-1. NCBI's taxonomy places the organism in Eukaryota, Metazoa, Chordata, Actinopteri, Salmoniformes, Salmonidae. The transcript is spliced from 6 exons. Gene Ontology annotation, cellular component: endoplasmic reticulum. Bases 237 to 794 code for a protein of 185 amino acids. The record is from RefSeq and is a predicted model, not a curated record.